Messenger RNA from Rangifer tarandus platyrhynchus (Svalbard reindeer), 2157 nucleotides. The record is from the annotation of a GenBank genome assembly. NCBI's taxonomy places the organism in Eukaryota, Metazoa, Chordata, Mammalia, Artiodactyla, Cervidae.
AUGUGGGCCUGGAUACUGUGGACGCUCCCUCUACUCUGCAAAUUUGGCCUGGCAGACCUGCCAACUAAGCCUGAGAACAUUUCUUGCGUCUUCUACUAUAGGAAAAAUUUUACUUGCACCUGGAGUCCAGAGAAAGAAGCUAAUUUUAUAUCAUACACAGUCAGGAGAACUCUGUGUUAUUUACAUGAAAAUGAUACUUGUAAUUCUACAAGUGAAAAUGGUUCUUCAUGCUCUUUUUAUUCAAGAUUAACACCACCAGAUAUUUACAUUAUUCAAGUGGAGGCUCAAAAUGCAUACGGUAUAAUUAAAUCUGAUAUAACAUAUUGGGACUUAAAUACCAUAACUAAAAUCGAGCCUCCUAAGAUUUCCAGUGUGAAACCAGUUUUGGGCCUUGAAAAAAUGGUUCAAAUAAAAUGGACACAGCCUGUGUUGGCACCUAAGUCAUCUACUUUAAAUUAUACACUUCGAUUCAGAGCAGUAAAUAGUACCCACUGGAUGGAAGUCAACUUCACCAAAAGCUGUGUGAAUGAAGAAGAAGCAUAUAACCUCACAGGGCUGCAGGCUUUUACAGAGUACGUUGUGGCUCUGCAAUGUGUGGCUCACAAGUCAAGGUUCUGGAGUGGCUGGAGUCAAGAAAAAAUGGGAAUAACUAUGGAAGAAGCUCCAUAUGGCCUGGAUCUAUGGAGAAUCCUGAGAUCAGACAAAGUGGAUGGAAAAAGGCUGGUGCAGUUGUUGUGGAAGAAGGCAAAAGGAACCCCAGUCCUGGAGAAAGUACUUGGUUACAACAUAUGGUAUUUUCCAGAAAACAAUACUAACCUCACAGAGACAUUGAACACUACUAACCAGCAGCCUGAACUGUACCUGGGAAACCAGACCUACUGGGUACAUGUGAUUUCUUAUAAUUCUCUUGGGAAAUCUCCAGAGGCCACCUUGAGGAUUCCAGCUAUUGAUGAAAAGUUGUUCCAGUGCAUUGAGGCCAUGCACACCUGCCUCACUCAGGACCAGCUGGUGGUGGAGUGGCAAAGCUCUGCUCUGGAGGUCGAUACAUGGAUGGUGGAGUGGGUCCCAGACUUGGACUCAAAGCCCUUGGCCAUUUCCUGGGAGUCUGUGUCUCAUACCAGGAACUGGACAAUCCAGCAAGAUGAACUGAAACCUUUUUGGUGCUAUAAUAUCUCUGUGUAUCCAAUGUUGCAAAACCGAGUGGGCGAGCCCUUUUCCAUCCAGGCUUAUGUCAAAGAAGGUGUUCCAUCAGCAGGUCCCGUGACGAAGGUGGAAAACAUUGGUGUGAGGACAGUCACAAUUACAUGGAAGGAGAUUCCCAAGCAUCAGAGAAAUGGUUUCAUCAACAAUUACACCAUAUUUUACCAAGCUGAAGAUGGAAAGGAAUUCUCCCAGACAGUCAACUCCAGCAUCCUGCAGUAUGACCUGGAGUCCCUGACACGAAAGACCUCUUACACUGUUCGGGUCAUGGCCAGCACCAGAGCUGGGGGAGCUAAUGGCCCCGGGAUAAGCUUCAAGACAUUGUCAAUUAGUGUCUUUGAGAUUUUUCUUGUAACUUCUCUGGUUGGAGGGGGCCUUCUUAUUCUCAUCCUCCUGACGGUGGCAUAUGGCAUCAAAAAACCCAACAAACUGAAGCACCUAUGUUGGCCUGAUGUUCCCAACCCUGCUGAAAGCAGUAUAGCCACAUGGUGUGGAGAUGAUUUCAAGGGAAAGCUAAAUCUGAAGAAGUUUGACAACUCUGUGAACAGAGAAGAAGACAGGAUUCUAAAACCAUGUUCUUCACCCAAUGGCCUUAUUGACAAGUUGGUGGUGAACUUUGAGAAUUUUUUGGAAGUGGUUUCCGCUGAGCAUCCUGGGAAGGGUUGGGAAAAUAUCUUGGGAGGGGAAAAGAAUGAGUACGUGACCUCCCCAAACAGGCCUUAUUGUCCCACUGUUUCAACCGAGAUUCCACCCAGAGGGUCCCAGUGCCUGUGUCCUGGGGUGCUAGAGGAGACCUGCUCAGAAGCCAGAGGGCAGCUUCUCCCUCCCGCCCAAGGCUUUGGGCCAGACCAUCUCUGUGAGGAAGGAGCAUCAAACCCAUACUUGAAAAAUUCAGUGACCACCAGAGAAUUUCUUGUGUCUGAAAAACUUGCAGAGCAAAUCCAAAGAGAAGUGUAA